Molecule: messenger RNA, 729 nt
Organism: Triticum urartu
Lineage: Eukaryota; Viridiplantae; Streptophyta; Magnoliopsida; Poales; Poaceae
Source: RefSeq, a predicted model, not a curated record
UAUUAUCCUUUCACAAAACACAUUAAAUGGAGAUCUUCUAGAUACAACAAGAUACAGUUCAUUGGAGGACUUGAUGUAAAUAUAUAUUUAAUGCUCAUGAUAUAGCUUCAGAUAUCAUGUAAUAAGAGUGCCCUGAAGAUCUGAAAAAUGAGACGGUGCAAGCAUCUAUAAAUGUAGGGUCUAUCCCAAACUCCAGUCUUCAGUAUACACAUCUUUGUGAAAUGACUCUAAGAAGGAGCACCAUGCUGAUUGCUCUUCUCGUUGUUUUGCUCGCCUUUUCAGGCCCAAUCAAAGGAGAAGAUGACUUGGGCGGAGGUGAUGGCGGUGACUUGGCCCCUCCUCCUAAUCCAGGGGGCAGUCAUUUGUCUCCUCCACCUCCUCCAUCUCCAAAGAGCCAUCCACCUCCAUCUCCAAAGACUGAUUUGGCUCCUCCUCCAUCUCCAAAGACCAAUCCACCUCCACCUGCACCGAUCCAGCCGCCACCAGGCCCCUGUGCGGAAGUGAGGUUGUACAAAGGGCCGUGCGUCAACAUGGUUUGCGCGGCCGCUUGUAUCGCAGAGUUGCAUCAGGGCGGCCACUGUCGUGGGCAUAUUUUUACUGGUGGUUGCUAUUGUUUCGUGUGUUCGGUAGCAAAGUCUAGCCCAUCAUUACAUUGAUGCGGAGCAUGCAGAAUGUGGUUAUAUGUUUUCGAUUGGUUCGAUCAAAUAAUAAAGGAUGUGGUGAUUACAG